This is a messenger RNA of Trichoderma atroviride IMI 206040, 1595 nucleotides long. RefSeq lists its product as uncharacterized. Lineage: Eukaryota; Fungi; Ascomycota; Sordariomycetes; Hypocreales; Hypocreaceae. The record is from RefSeq and is a predicted model, not a curated record. Gene Ontology annotation, biological process: iron-sulfur cluster assembly.
CACCCCCCUCACUCUCGCCAAAAGGCCCUGUCAGUCAUCGUCUCUCUAAACUAAACAGUCGGUCGAUCGCCCCCGCGUCAGACCCCGAGAUUUUUCCUUCAGCACGUUUCUUCUUGUUUGAUAGUGACAAACGCCGCUAUAAACUAUAAACGCAACGCUUCUACACGCCUGCCCUCUAGCCCUCGCAAAUACCCAGGUGCUAUCAAGCUUCAUCCAUCAGGCUCCAGACAAGAUGGCUGCUGCGGCUCUGGACAAUGCCAACCCCAUCAUUCUGAGCGCCUCGCAGCUCCCAACCCGGCACAGGCGGUCCGCUCCGCGCAAGGGCCCCGACUGCAGAUACUCGGACCUGAUCCUCUCCAAGCCGUCGUACAUGUCUCGGCCCUUUUUGCAAGACGACGAUGCCCAGUAUCAGCAUGAUACAGCGGCGGCUGUGGCGUGGUCCCGCUUCGGUUCCGGCGCAGGAGGUGCAGAUGACAAUCUCUCGGCCGAGGCUAUCGACGAGCAGGAGAUCUACGAUCUUAUUUCCAACAUCACGGACCCUGAACACCCUGUUUCCUUGGGCCAGCUAUCUGUCAUCAAUCUUCCCGAUAUUCACAUUACUCCCUCUCCGGCUCUCGGCGUGCCAAGCCCAAACACCAUCGUGCAGGUCACUGUUGAACUAACCCCUACCGUCACCCACUGCUCCCUCGCUACCGUGCUUGGACUUGGUGUUAGAGUCCGGCUGGAGCAGGUCCUGCCCCCGAAUUACCGCGUUGAAGUUAUCUGCAAGGAAAACAGCCAUAGCCAGGAUGAUCAGGUGAACAAGCAGCUUAGCGACAAGGAGCGUGUUGCGGCGGCUCUGGAGAAUGACUCGCUAAAGAGCGUCUUGGACAAGAUGCUAGAGUCUUGCAUAGAUAAUUAAGUCGCCCAAUUUCGGAAAGCCCACCAGCCAAGAUUUCUCUACGCCACGCAUUGGCUAAAAACGUGGAUGCUCGUGCUCGUCUGUACUUGUACCUCAGCUUAUCCCCUGCGCUCUUGGCUCGUGACACUACGUCAACAGCCAACACAUGGCUUUUAGUUGAUAUUACCAGGGUCUAUAAGCUAAAUCUUCACGGAGCCAAAACGUCAGCAUCAUCCAAGAGGGCAACCGGAAAGCUUUGACCACGUUGAGAGACCCUCCAUGCAGCGCGGGUGCAGAGUGUGGUUGAAAAUCGCUGCCUAGAAGUAGCAACUCGAUAUCGUUACGGCUACUGCUACUCUACGGCGCCCGAUGGAGUAAGACAUCACGCUCGCCAACAUUAGCCGUCGCCAAAACGGGAGUUUAACGAAUAAACUGCAUGCGAGUAAACCUGGAGAGAGCGGAAAUGCGCACCCCCACCCCAAAGGCGCUCCUACUUGGAAAUGCGAUUCUCAAUGAUUCCAUACAAUGAAUCAUGUCGGCUUUUUCUUGUUAUUAGCGAGAGUUGAUAGAGCUUGGCCAAACUUUUUGAAGCUACCUUGCGUGGUCAUGGUGCACAAAUUACGCCUCUUUGCUGUUGACUCAUCAGGCAGUAUAGUAACUGUACUUCUACAGGUACAAGUACACACUACAUCAGCUGCUAUGAUAGAAUACCCAG